UUCAAGUUCUUGCGGCGAACGGGCUCUGGCCACUAUUUAAGCAGGCGCACGCCCCUUCUUCCUCCUUCAUUCUACACCGGAAACGAGUCCUCUUACUCUCGCCGUCGCCCUUCGCUCCUCUUCUUAUCCUUCAGAUCUCCCCUGCGCCAUAAGGAUAAAGAUCUAGAAAAUAAAUAUGGUGAAGAUCUGCUGCAUAGGUGCCGGCUAUGUCGGUGGCCCAACCAUGGCCGUCAUCGCUUUGAAAUGCCCGUCCAUUGAAGUUGCUGUUGUUGACAUCUCUGUCGCCCGCAUUGCUGCCUGGAACAGUGAUCAACUUCCAAUUUAUGAGCCGGGGCUUGAAGAUAUAGUGAAGCAGUGCCGAGGGAAGAACCUUUCCUUCAGCUCAGAUGUGGAGAAGCACGUAUGUGAGGCCGAUAUAAUCUUUGUCUCUGUGAACACACCAACAAAAACCCGGGGACUCGGUGCAGGCAAGGCUGCUGACCUUACCUACUGGGAGAGUGCUGCUCGCAUGAUAGCCGACGUCUCCAAAUCAGACAAGAUUGUGGUUGAAAAAUCCACUGUCCCUGUCAAGACCGCGGAGGCUAUCGAGAAGAUUUUGACCCACAACAGCAAAGGCAUCAACUACCAGAUCCUUUCCAAUCCCGAAUUCCUCGCUGAGGGCACAGCGAUUCAAGAUUUAUUCAACCCUGACCGAGUGCUCAUCGGUGGCCGUGAAACACCAGAGGGCCGCAAGGCCGUGCAAGCACUGAAAGAGGUGUAUGCUAAUUGGGUUUCCGAGGAUAGAAUCAUUACGACCAACCUCUGGUCUGCUGAGCUAUCCAAGCUUGCUGCCAAUGCCUUCCUCGCUCAGAGGAUCUCUUCAGUGAAUGCCAUCUCGGCACUCUGCGAGGCCACGGGUGCAGAUGUGAGCGAGGUGGCCUAUGCUGUUGGGAAAGACACGAGAAUUGGGCCCAAGUUCUUGAAUGCGAGUGUCGGGUUUGGUGGUUCUUGCUUCCAGAAGGACAUCCUGAACUUGAUCUACAUCUGCGAAUGCAAUGGCCUUCCUGAGGUGGCCAAUUACUGGAAGCAAGUUAUCAAAAUCAACGACUACCAGAAGAAUCGAUUCGUCAACCGGGUGGUUGCCUCCAUGUUUAACACUGUUGCCGGGAAGAAGAUUGCCGUGCUCGGGUUUGCCUUCAAGAAGGAUACUGGUGACACAAGGGAGACUCCGGCCAUCGAUGUUUGCAAGGGACUUCUGGGCGACAAGGCCAAGAUUUGCAUCUACGAUCCCCAAGUGUCCGAAGAUCAGAUCCAACGCGAUCUCGCGAUGAACAAAUUCGACUGGGAUCACCCCAUCCACUUGCAACCUAUGAGCCCCACUGCAGUGAAGGAGGUCUCUGUGACCUGGGACGCCUACGAGGCGACUAAGGGGGCACACGGAAUUUGCAUCCUCACUGAGUGGGACGAGUUCAAGAAGCUGGAUUAUGCGAAGAUCUACCAGAGCAUGCAGAAACCUGCUUUUAUUUUUGACGGACGCAAUGUGGUCGAUCCCGUCAAGCUUAGGGAGAUCGGUUUUAUAGUUUACUCAAUUGGGAAGCCAUUGGACCUAUGGCUCAAGGACAUGCCUGCUGUGGCCUAAUUGGUAGUUCGGUUGGAGGAGUCAGAAAUUCAACUUUCUUUUAGGAGGUUGAGGGUUUGGUCUGAAGAUUCGGCAUCGUUGUUGUCUUAAUCUUGUUGGACAAUCCAGUGUUUUACACAUUGCAAUUAGACGUGGAUUUGUGAUUUGCUUUGUUCUCC
Molecule: messenger RNA, 1776 nt
Organism: Zingiber officinale
Lineage: Eukaryota; Viridiplantae; Streptophyta; Magnoliopsida; Zingiberales; Zingiberaceae
Product: UDP-glucose 6-dehydrogenase 5-like
Exons: 2
Coding region: 176-1618 (480 amino acids)
Biological process (GO): glycosaminoglycan biosynthetic process
Cellular component (GO): cytosol; nucleus
Molecular function (GO): NAD binding; UDP-glucose 6-dehydrogenase activity
Source: RefSeq, a predicted model, not a curated record